Molecule: messenger RNA, 3597 nt
Organism: Anolis carolinensis (green anole)
Lineage: Eukaryota; Metazoa; Chordata; Lepidosauria; Squamata; Anolidae
Product: forkhead box protein H1
Exons: 3
Coding region: 59-1354 (431 amino acids)
Biological process (GO): transforming growth factor beta receptor signaling pathway; positive regulation of transcription by RNA polymerase II
Cellular component (GO): activin responsive factor complex
Molecular function (GO): DNA-binding transcription activator activity, RNA polymerase II-specific; transcription cis-regulatory region binding
Source: RefSeq, a predicted model, not a curated record
CCCUCCUCCCUUGACCCCUCCCUCCCUCCCAGGAGGGCCAGUCCUUGGUCCCCUCAGCAUGGACCUGGGCGGCCAGGGGUCCCGGCUUCCCCUCUGGAGCCUGCCUUGGGUUCAAAAUGAGCCCCAGAACCAGCCCACCAACCUGGCCAUGGCUGCUCCAGGUCGCCCCCCAUAUCCCCAGCCCCGAGGCAAGGAGGCUGAAGAGGAAGAAGAGGAGGAGGAUGAAGAAGAGGAGGAAGAGGAAGAAGAACGUGAGGAAGAAGAGGAUGAAGAGGAAGAAGAUGGGGCCCAAGACAAGAGGGUGGUCCUGAGGAGAAGGAGGAGAAGGAAGAGGAAGAAGAAGAAGUACCUGCGCCACGCCAAGCCACCCUACACCUACCUGGCCAUGAUCGCCCUCGUCAUCCAGGCCUCCCCCGAGAAGAAGCUCAAGCUCUCCCAGAUCAUCAAGGAGAUCAGCGCCUGCUUCCCCUUCUUCAAGGAUGGCUACCAGGGCUGGAAGGACUCCAUCCGCCACAACCUCUCCUCCAACGACUGUUUCCGCAAAGUGCUGAAGGACCCCUCCAAGCCCCAGGCCAAGGGCAACUUCUGGACGGUGGACGUCCGCCGCAUCCCCCCGGAAGCCCUCCGCGUGCAGAACACGCCCAUCUCCCGCCAGGAGGAUGGGGUCUUCCCGGCCGACCUCUCCCCGUUCGUGUUCAACGGGCUCCCCUUCAGCCUCCGCCCCUCCCAGGCCCCGCUGCACAACCUGGCCGCCGCUCAGGAGAGCCCCUUCGACAUGGAGAACUUGCUCAGCGACGUCCGGGAGGUGGGCCUGCCCGCGUGUGGGCCGGUGCCCAUCUUCCGGGCCAAUGCCGGUGGGACCCUUCAGCCCUGGAGGGGCCCCUUGCCCUUCCCCUCGAACUCGGGGCCGGCCGGGAGAGCGAGGCCGAAGCGGGGCCUCCCCAAGCGGGCCCGGGACCCCGCGAGCAGCAGCUCGGAUUCGGACUCUUCCGGGACCGGCGUGGACCCGGCUCCCUCCGCCUUGCGUUUGGAGCAGCUCCCUACUUCCUACACCAAGUCCGUGGCCCCCAACGUGGUGGCCCCACCGAGCCACGGCUUGCCCUUGGCCUUCGCGGGGGGCUCCAGUGCCAGUUUCUACGGCCCGAUGCCCACCUUCCCCGGCCCGGUGUAUUGGGAUCUGAUGCCAAGGCCAGCCUUGAGCCCGGUCCUCUCUUCCGCCUCCCUCUUAGAUCUGGAUCAAACCAUGCCCCCCAACAAGUCCAUCUUUGAUGUCUGGGUGGCCAACCCCUCGGACACUAUACCCCCUGUGGUCAGCGCUUUUGGGGUCCUGGGCCAUUAUGACCCCUCCGGAUAGCGGCCUUUGGGUGCAUCUACACCAGGCAUGGGCCAACUUUGGCCCUCCCUCCAGGUGUUUUGGACUUCAACUCCCACAAUUCCUAACAGCCGGUAGGCUGUUAGGAAUUGUGGGAGUUGAAGUCCAAAACACCUGGAGGGCUGAAGUUUGCCCAUGUCUUAAACUGUGGUCCUUCAGUUGAUUUGGGCUUCAGCUCCCAUCAUCCCUGAUCAGUAGAGACUGCCUUGAAGUCCAAAACAUGUGGAGGACUAGAGUUUGGGGAUCGGUUGAGUGAGUCCAUUCCAGGCACACAAUCCUAUUCUUACAAUGGGUUCAGACCUUUGGAUAGUUAUCUUAUCCUUGAGAUCCCAUCUCAGUGGAAUCCUCUCCAGUUCUUAUAUUGGAUACUAAAAGCUUUCUCCAAGGUGCUGAAACUUAUGGCAACAAGAUUCAGGACCUUGGAUAGCUCUCUAAACUCCCACAAGAUCCCAUCUCAAUGGAAUCCUCUCCAGUUUUCAUAUUGGAUACUAAAAGUUUUCUCCAAGGUGCUGAAACUUAUGGCAACAAGGUUCAGGACCUUGGAUAGCUCUCUAAACUCCCACAAGAUCCCAUCUCAAUGGAAUCCUCUCCAGUUUUCAUAUUGAAUACUAAAAGUUUUCUCCAAGGUGCUGAAACUUAUGGCAACAAGGUUCAGGACCUUGGAUAGCUCUCUAAACUCCCACAAGAUCCCAUCUCAAUGGAAUCCUCUCCAGUUUUCAUAUUGGAUACUAAAAGUUUUCUCCAAGGUGCUGAAACUUAUGGCAACAAGGUUCAGGACCUUGGAUAGCUCUCUAAACUCCCACAAGAUCCCAUCUCAAUGGAAUCCUCUCCAGUUUUCAUAUUGGAUACUAAAAGCUUUCUCCAAGGUGCUGAAACUGCUAUGGGUAUAAGAUUCAGGACCUUGGAUAGGUCUCUUUAAACUCUCCCAAGAUCCCAUUUCAGUGGAAUUCCCUCCAGUUCUUAUAUUGGACACUAAAAGCUUUCUCUACGGUGCUGAAACUGCUAUGGCUAUAAGGUUCAGGACCUUGGAUAGUUCUCUUUAAACUCCUUGAGAUCCCAUCUCAGUGGAAUCUCCUCCAGUUUUUAUAUUGGAUACUACAAGCUUUCUCCACGGUGCUGAAACUGCUAUGGCUAUAAGGUUCAGCACCUUUGGAUAGUUAUCUUAUCCUUGAGAUCCCAUCUCAAUGGAAUCCUCUCCAGUUCUUACAUUGGAUACUAAAAGCUUUCUCCAAGGUGCUGAAACUGCUAUGGCUAUAAGGUUCAGCACCUUUGGAUAGUUAUCUUAUCCUUGAGAUCCCAUCUCAGUGGAAUCCUCUCCAGUUCUUACAUUGGAUACUAAAAGCUUUCUCCAAGAUGCUGAAACUGCUAUGGCUAUAAGGUUCAGCACCUUGGAUAGUUCUCUUCAAACUCCUUGAGAUCCCAUCUCAGUGGGAUCACUCAGUGGACACUAAAAACUUUCUCCAAGUUGCUGAAACUGUUAUGGCUAUAAGGUUCAGGACCUUGGAUAGUUUAAACUCCUUGAGAUCCCAUCUCAGUGGGAUCACUCAGUGGACACUAAAUGCUUUCUCCAAGGUGCUGAAACUAUUAUGGAUAUAAGGUUCAGGACCUUGGAUAGAUCUCAUAAACUCCUUGAGAUCCCAUCUCAGUGGAAUCCUCUUCAGUUUUUCUAUUGGACACUAAAAGCUUUCUCCAAGGUGCUGAAACUUAUGGCAACAAGGUUCAGGACCUUGGAGAGAUCCUUCAAAGCUCAGUCUGAUUGAGCUGUGAGUUUACUUGCUGCUUCUACAUCCAAAGGUGCAUCUACAAUGCAAGGUUAUUGUGACUCCAUUCCUAUUCCCAUAAAGGUUCAGGGCCUUGGGGAGCUCCUUUUGAACCCACCAAGGAUCCCUAUCAAUAAAAUCCAAACCAGUUUAUAUAUUGGAAGCCAAAAAAUGCAACAAGAGAGAUCCUUCAACGUCCAGUCUGAAAUCUGAACUGGACAUCUGAGCUAAUAUCCAGUGGCUCUUUCAGCAUGGCUCUGUACAAAUAAAAGACCCAAACUGGGAAACACUCCUUGGUGAAAUGUGUGCUUGCUUAUUUAUCUGCAUUUGCAAAUUUAGAAACCAGGAAGGCAGAAGUAGAGGUCUAGGGACUUCAUCUCAUGCAGGAUGUAAAGCUUUGAGGAUUGUUUUUCCCUUAAGUUUCACAAAACACCCUGUUUGGAAAUUAAAUAAUUUUCCUAUCUC